ACUGGCAGAGACUCGUGGGUAGAGGAGGCCGUAGCUCGGCGGGGGGCGCCCUAGAGGCCGCCCAGGCGUCUUCCUCCGUGAAGUGAAAGCCCUCCGGGUCUGGGCAGAGUCAGGCCGGCUUCGGCUGCCCGGCUAGCCUGAGGCUCCGACCCUGUCCUGAGGGUUGUGGGGGCUCCGCGCCUGGAGCCGGAGCCGGGGCUCGGCGCCGGGGUGCGGCCCGAUUUGUUGUAACCUGGUUGCCUGACAACAGGAGAUGCCGCGGCUCUUGGCUGCGCCCUGCGGCCGCUACUGACCGAGGGGCCCGCAGACCAAGCCUUGUCCGCCCCUCCCGGGCUGAGCGCCGCCCGCCUCGGGGGGCCUCCUCCGGGACUCCUCCCUGGGGCUUCGAGCUGGCUCCGCUUUGUGUCUGAUGGAGAGCCGGGCGACAGCUUCGUGACGAGGGAUGGCCUGGGAAAGGCGCCCCGCCGAAUCUGAAGAAUGGCUGAUAAUUUAGAUCAGUUUAUUGAAGAUCAAAAGGCUAAACUGACAAAAGACAAAGCUGAGUUGGAAAAAGACCCUCCUUAUAUGGACAUAAAGAGCAAUGCUGUAGAAAAGCUUUCAGAAAAUAGCAAAAUAUUAAUCUCCAUGGCCAAAGAAAACAUACCACCAAAUUGUCAAGAGAACAAAGGCUCUUUAGGGAUUAACUAUGGAUUGAGUUUACCUCUUGGUGAAGACUAUGAAAGGAAGAAACAUAAGCUAAAGGAAGAACUUCGGCAAGAUUACAGACGGUAUCUUACUCAGAAAAAUUUUGUGGCUACGAGUGAAACAGAUCCAUCUAAUCUGGGAGUAUCUCUUCCUAUUGGUGAGAGGUUAUCUGCCAAGGAGAGAUUGAAACUUGAAAGAAAUAAAGAGUACAAUCAGUUUCUCAGGGACAAGGAAGAAUGGAAGGAAAAGUUCAGAGAAGUGGAGAAGAAAGAUCCAGAGCCAUCAAACAAAAAUCCAGAAGGCCCCGGAAAGGACGUUUCAUUGCUUCCAGAGACCUACGAAGAGCUUUUAACUCAGAGACGAUUGGAGGAGGACAGAUAUCGAAGACUGGAUGAUGAAAUUGAGUUAAGGGAUGCAAAACCGCAUAAAAAAUCUAAUGAAGCAGACAUUUCUGAUAGAAAACACCACGAGAUUGCCGACAAAGUUGAUGUGCUUGGUAGAAGAUACCAUAGGUUUAAAGAAGAUAAAAAUUUUGACAAACAAUAUUGUAGACCAAACUGUGGUCCUGAAGGAAGUGAAGAAAUGGACCCAACCUUUAGAUAUGAAAGUGAUUUUGAUAGAAGACCGUUGAGGGUGUUUACAACGGACAGGAUGUACAGAAACAGACAAGAGAGAGUUCCUCCUAUGGAAUAUGAGGAAGAUUUUCCAGAAAAAUCAAACAUACGUGUUUCAUCGGCUGGAAAUAACAGUGUGCGUAAUAGCCAUCUUGCUGAUGAACGAUCAAAGUCUGCCAGUGUUAAAACUGAGAGUCCUUUUGCAGGGAUGAUUUUUGCAAGUCAAGAUCGAGAUACUAUCCGGAGAAGGAAAGAAAAGUAUAGACAAGAACUGUUGGAACAAAUAGCUCAGCAGCAGAAGAAUAAGAGAAGAGAAAAAGAACUAGAACUCAGUGUUGCAGCUACUGGAGAAAUUGACCCUGAGAAAUCGCAGAAUGGAUUACUAACGUCAUUGCAGCUAAGUAAAAAGGAGCCUGAUAGAUUAAAGCAGUUAGGUAUGAGCCCGAGAUGCUAUGAAAAGAAGUUUUCACUUUUUGAAGAGAAGAUUCCGCCGGAAAGGCCCAAAGUAGCUUUCCAGACACCUCUUCCCACCUUAUCUGACCUGCCUAGGCCAUCUUUAAGUGAAGACUUUAACCAAGGGAUCAACACUACCCUUGGUGAAAUGAUGUCAUCCAGGUGCUUGUUUAUAAUGUUUUUCUUUUUAGGAAUUAGGAUUACCUCACUACCUCCACCCCUAGCCCCUCCACCUGCAUCAUCUUUGCUCAACUAUCGAACUCCUUAUGAUGAAGCAUACUAUUUUUAUGGGGCCAGGAAUCCUUUGGAUCCCAGUCUUGUAUAUUAUAACCCAGGAAUGAUGGGAAUACCUCCACCAACCUUUGCUAGUGGCCCUGAUGCUUGUGAACCAGUGGGACCCAUUAUGAACAAAAAUAUUUUGAAUGAACUGAGCACUGUGAGUGAUAGGACAAGAACAGGAGGACUCAUUUUUGAAGAUAAACCAAGGCUUACCAAGGAAUCAGUUCAAUCUUAUCAAUAUGAUUUGCAGCAACAGAUACGGGAAAGAGAAGCAAGACGGAGGAAAGAGCGAGAGGAAAAAGAAGAAUAUGAAGCUAAACUUGAAGCUGAAAUGAGAAGUUACAAUCCCUGGGGAAAAGGUGGAGGGGGUGCUCCACUCAGAGAUGCCAGAGGAAACCUGAUAACUGAUUUGAAUAGGAUGCACAGACAAAAUAUAGAUGCGUACCAUAACCCAGAUGCAAGAGCACAUGAAGAUAAAAGGGCUGUUGUCUCUCUAGACCAAAAUUUAGCCACUGCAAAUGCUGAGAACCCAGAAGAUCCUGCAAAUACAAAUUCAGGUCAGAUAGGUACACAGAGCUCUCCUUUUGCCCGGGGAAACAUUUUUGGUGAGCCGCUAACUGAGCUUCAGAUUAAACAGCAAGAAGCUUACAAGAAUUAUCUUCGUUUUCAGAUUGAAGAAAAAAAACAAAGGGAGGAAGCAGAGAGAGAGAGGCAGAGAUGUGAAGAAGAGAAAGAAGAAAAACGUUUAGCAGAACAGAGGGCCAGAAUUCAACAAGAAUAUGAAGAAGAACAAGAAAAGAAAAGGGAGAAAGAGGAGGAGCAAAGACUAAAAAAUGAAGAGUUGAUACGGUUAGCUGAAGAAAGAAGAAAAGAGGCAGAAAGAAAGAAGAAAGAAGAGGAAAAAAAACAUGAUUUACAACUUCAACACUAUUAUGAACGAAAAAAACCAGUUGAAGAACAGACAACAAAGAAAUCCAGAUCACCUUCUCCUGCAGUUCCUGCUGUUCAGAACAGAAUCAAAGGCAAAGUCGAUAGACCUCCUUCAGUUGCAUCUACCGUGAUUCAUGAUCGCCCACGGUCCAGAGUGCAGUCUCCUCCGGUACCUGCUAGGAAAAACCAGCUUCGUGCAGAUGAGGAGAAAAAAAAUGUAAUUAAUGAAUUAUCAGAAAUGAGGAAACAGCUUCGCAGUGAAGAACGGCGUCUUCAAGGAAAAUUGCUGCAGGUGGAUGGUGAUGAUGAAAGAAGCACCAGGAAAAGGGAAAAGUAUCCCAUGGAUAUAUUUGAUAUGGCCAGGUUUCGCUUGCAAGCUCCAGUCAGAAGACCUUCUUCCAAAGGUCUAGAUCCUACUGCUCAGAAUAUUCGUGACUUUAAUUUUCUUAAAGACAUGGAUUCAGAAACACGAGUUGAUUUGAGAUAUAUGUACCCUGAGUCUCCAAAAGAUGAUCAAACCUUGGAGAUUCAGCAGCAGGCAUUGCUGAGAGAGCAGCAGAAGAGACUGAAUAGACUUCGAAUGAGAGAAAAUGCAGAAAUUGACCUUGAUGCAAGUGCUGGCAUUAACUUACAAGAUACUGGAAUGCCUAGGAAUGAAACUAGGGAUUUCCUGAAAAAUUCUCUUUUGGAAUCUGAGAGUGCUUUUAUUGGGACAAAUGGAGAGAGGUAUUCUCCCUUAGAAGAUGAUGUGUUACCUUCACAGAGAUUACUGUCUGCAAGGGAACGGAGAAGGAACCAGAUUAAAGACCUUGAAUCUGUUGAUAAUUUUCAUCCUACUGUGCAACCUGAUGGUUUCUCCUUAAAGUCAGUAUCCAGUAUAAAUGUUGACCAGCUUAGAAUUAGAAAUGAAGAACGGAUGCGAAGACUAAAUGAGCUUCAAAAAAAACCUAUUGAUACAGAUGAUGAAGUUUCUCUGGUUGAUCCAGAUGACAUUCUUAAGCACUUUACGUCCCAGGGUGGUGAAAGAAGACCCAGUUCCGUAGAAACUGUAGCCACAGAGCCUUGGCUUCGACCGGGAACAUCAGAGACUCUGAAAAGGUUCGUGGUUGAGCAGUUGAACAGAGAGCAGCGUUCCUCUGAAAAUCCAUUACCUUUUAACUGGCAGGGCCUUUCUACAGCACAUGGUUAAAAAUAAAUCUAGACUGGAACCAGUUGUGCCUUUCAAGGUAAAAGGAAUGUUAAUCUACUGAACUUUUUGUAUUGUGGGCCUUAUUCCCCACCCCUAAAAUCCCCCCUCAUGUGGAUGGACAAUUUUUAACCUGUAAAAUACCAUACUAAAUGUGUACAUAUGUAUUUUUUCCAUUUUUUUUGUUGCUUUCAUGUGUUCCAUGAAAUUGUACAGGAUGUUAUGUUUUUUUUUAAAGCCACCAUUACUGUUAGUUAUAUAAUGCAUAAAGUAUGGAAUUAUUUUCUACACAUUUUGCCAUAAAUUAUAGUAGUAAUGAAAAGUUCUUGUAACUGACUACCAUAUGUGCAUUAUCUUUAUUCUGCCUGUUACUAGGAUGAAGUGAAUAAAAUUUUAAAGUGUCUUAAUACAUGUAAAACUUGAAGACCCUUUGGUCGUGUGUCUAUAAAUGCACAACUUUGCUAGUGUCAUCAAUAUUCAAAAUCAUCUUUUAGCAAAUAUUCCAGCAUGCUGUGGUAGCUUUGAACAUUCCCCUUACCAGCUACUAUUAUUUAAAUAUGGAAGCAAAGAUGCUUUUUAGUUCUGCAUCAUUUUAUAGCUGCUGACUCAUUUUGUAAGUAAAUGAUGGGGGCCAUAAUUGAUUUUGAUUUUAUUCCAAUCAGUUGUGUACUAAAAUGAGAAUUACAUCUUUUUUUUUCUGCCUCUGUUGUAUUUUUGGUGCCAGUGAAGGCAUUGUCUUAAGUUAAUGUCUAAUUUAUGGUAUGAUUUAACUACUUGUUAAUGGAAAUAAAGUUUUAUUUUAUUAUCA
Molecule: messenger RNA, 4954 nt
Organism: Phascolarctos cinereus (koala)
Lineage: Eukaryota; Metazoa; Chordata; Mammalia; Diprotodontia; Phascolarctidae
Source: RefSeq, a predicted model, not a curated record